Mugil cephalus (flathead mullet) is the source of this 1789-nucleotide messenger RNA. RefSeq lists its product as uncharacterized. The record is from RefSeq and is a predicted model, not a curated record. Lineage: Eukaryota; Metazoa; Chordata; Actinopteri; Mugiliformes; Mugilidae. The transcript has a single exon. The coding region runs from base 143 to 1027 and encodes 294 amino acids.
UUAUAAGGCGUUGAACUUCCGCCCGUCAGACUCGUUUCGGGAAAGAAGGGUGUGGACGCAUUGUCACCGCUAACGUGAAUAAAUGUUAAUUUUCGGUGAUAUGACCGUACUAAUUCUCUCGAUCCUGUGUUGAUACGUGAUCAUGGAAGGAUCCGCUCAGUUCUGUCUCCUGGUUGUGCUGCUGUUUGUGGCGCCCGAUUCUGCCGAAGCCCAGAAAACACCGUCGUACUUCAAGCUUGGCGGUACGUUGACUCUGAGGCCUCCUUUCUCUGGGACGAUCACCAGCAUCGUUUAUAAGUUCGGUGGUAACCUGGUGGCUGAAUAUGCGGACAACGGGGUUCCUUUGACUUAUUACAGCACCUUUAGAGGACGCACAACCCUGAACAUUGGAACUGGAGAGUUGGAGAUCAACAACAUGGGUAAAGAUGACAUUGGAGAGUUUGUAGUGGAGAUCAACAACGUCGUCCAGAGUCAAAGGUUUGAAGCUGUGGAGAUCAAGGAUGUACCUGAUCCUUCUGUGAGUGUGAAACCAUUAGUCUGUGACUCAUCUUCAUCCAACUGUAGCCUGUCUUGUGAUGGAGAAAUUAAAGAGUCUGAACCGGUCACUUUCUCCUGGAGGAAAGAUGACGGAGAAUGGAAGGAGUCAAAACAAGUCCUCAAAAUCACCAACGAUGAGGAAACUAAAAAAGUAAAGACGUUCUCCUGCAAAAUGAAGAACCCAGUCAGUGAGAAAGAGAGUAAACCUGAAAAGAAUCCAUUUCACCCAGAGUCAGACCCCAAACCCGAUCCAGAUGUGGGUGGUAUCGUGGCUGGUAUUCUGAUCCCAGUUUUGAUCAUUAUUGGUGGUGGUCUUGGGUAUUGGCAGAGAGACAAAAUCAGGCUUUUGCUUAAUCGAUCGGGGGACUCCAAACCAAAAGAGACUGGCGACCCAGAAGCCUCCAAACCGAAUAGUCCAGUUAACACCAACAGGGAAAAAAUCCCCCUUAAUCCGACUGGCAACGCAGAAGCCGCUAAAUCUGGGGAGUGAACUUAAAAGGACAAAGAAUGAAGCUGUGUUGCUCCUGCAUCAGAUCCACCGCAUCAGAAGUUCCUCCCGUCUGGAAUAUAAGCAGUAUUUUUUAUUUUAUUGUUUUUUAUUUGUCGCCGCAUCAUCAUCUCUUGCUGUUUCACACAUGGAAUGGGACUCUUUUCUUCUAUAUCGUAGUUUAACUAAUUUUUUUCGUCCAACAUCAGUGCAUAAUUAACAUGCAAAAAAAGAAAAGGAUUGUCAGUUUAACUCCACAUGAACAAUGUUCCUGCCUCAUUCCAGGCUGCAAAGUGACUUCUCUCCAUCACUGUUAUUUAAAUGUGCUUCCUACAAUCACUUUUUAUAUUUCGUUGUUCUGAACGAGCCCAUGUGGACCUGAGAGUACGUCUCAGUGGACCUGCUCCUAUCGCAUGAAUUUGAGAAAUGACUUCAGCUUGUGUGAAAUUUUACCAAAUAUUAGCACUUUUAAAUACGUAACGGCUUAAUGGACAUGAACAGAUGAUGCUUGUAUCAUAUUCAGCAUGUGUGGUUCCUUUUAAUCAUGUCUCCAUCACAUCUGUGAUUUUAUUGUGUAUCUACCAUGUUACAUGUUCUCUAAGGGACGAGGACAAAGGAAAAUAUCAGUGUGAAAUAACAGUGUACUAGUAAAUGUAAAUACGACCACAGUGAUUGCUGAACAGCUUGAAUGGUGCCAUGCGUUUAAUUUAUGUGUGUUUGAAUGUUCAUUCUGUGCCUUAUCAAUAAAUAGAUUAUUAAUAGUGA